Messenger RNA from Entelurus aequoreus (snake pipefish), 1344 nucleotides. RefSeq names its product dopamine receptor D3 (gene drd3). Gene Ontology annotation, biological process: adenylate cyclase-activating adrenergic receptor signaling pathway. The record is from RefSeq and is a predicted model, not a curated record. The coding region runs from base 1 to 1344 and encodes 447 amino acids. Lineage: Eukaryota; Metazoa; Chordata; Actinopteri; Syngnathiformes; Syngnathidae. The transcript has 7 exons. Gene Ontology annotation, cellular component: membrane. Gene Ontology annotation, molecular function: dopamine neurotransmitter receptor activity, coupled via Gi/Go; G protein-coupled receptor activity.
AUGCUUGGAUGGAACACAUCGGAGCGUCAGAGCUGGGACGAGCGCAACGAGAGCGUGGUGGCGGUGGCGGAGGACGGCCGGCGGGGCGAGGGCGAGCGGCACUACGCCGCCAUGUUGUACUCGCUGCUCAUCCUGGCCAUGGUGUCGGGCAACGUGCUGGUGUGCCUGGCCGUGCUGAGGGAGCGCUCCCUGCAGACCACCACCAACUACCUGGUGGUCAGCCUGGCUGUGGCCGACCUGCUGGUGGCCUCGCUGGUCAUGCCCUGGGCCGUCUACCUGGAGGUGGUGGGCGGAGCCUGGCUUUUUAGCCGCCUGUGCUGUGACAUCUUCGUCACGCUGGAUGUGAUGAUGUGCACCGCCAGCAUCCUCAACCUGUGCGCCAUCAGCAUCGACAGGUACACGGCGGUGGUGAUGCCUGUGUUAUACAACACCACGCAUCGUUCGCGUACUCGAGUGUUGGCGAUGAUCGCCACCGUGUGGGUCCUGGCCUUCGCCGUGUCCUGCCCCCUGCUGUUUGGUUUCAACACUACAGACGACCCCAUGGUGUGCUCCAUCUCCAACCCCGACUUCGUCAUCUACUCGUCCGUGGUGUCCUUUUACCUUCCCUUUGUGGUCACGCUGCUGGUCUACCUGCGCAUCUUCGUCUUCCUCAGGACCAGGAGGAAGAGGAUCACCUUCUCGCAGCCCGGAUCCGCCAAAGUACCGCCCACAUCCACGCCCCCCUCCAUGGAGACAUGUCUUCAAGAGGAAACGGCCAAAACCAAACAGGAUUUGUCUCCUAUCAAGAUUAAAGUGUGCGUGGAGCCUUUAGCCCCGCCCAAGUCCCGCCUUCUCUCAGGCUGUCUGUGGUUCCAAGGGCCAAAGACGGGUCCCGGGGAGAACUCGGCGCCGCCCCCGGUGACCACGCAGAACUACUGCAGCAUCAGCCCCGCUUCCUGCGGCCGCACCGAGCCGGACCUGGAUCAGGAGCGAGGCCACCAAAUGGCCGAGGUGAGCCACAAGGUGCGGGGUGAGGCGGUCAGGGUGAGGGACAUCACCAGCAGAAGCACGCUCACCACGCUCGGCAGCACCAACAUCAGCAGCAGCAGAUUGAGGAGCAUGCAUGCACGGGAGAAGAAGGCCACGCAGAUGCUGGCCAUUGUGCUCUGCGUGUUUCUCAUCUGCUGGCUGCCCUUCUUCGUCACACACAUCCUCAACACACACUGCAGGUCAUGUGACGUCUCACCUGCACUCUACAGCGCCUUCACCUGGCUGGGAUACGUCAACAGCGCCCUCAACCCCAUCAUCUACACCACCUUCAACGUGGAGUUCAGACGCGCCUUCAUCAAGAUCCUCACAUGCUGA